Messenger RNA from Epithele typhae, 2619 nucleotides. RefSeq lists its product as uncharacterized. Lineage: Eukaryota; Fungi; Basidiomycota; Agaricomycetes; Polyporales; Epitheliaceae. The transcript is spliced from 8 exons. The record is from RefSeq and is a predicted model, not a curated record. Bases 1 to 2619 code for a protein of 872 amino acids.
AUGUUCGCCGAGGCCGUCCAAGACACUGGCUCCUUCGAGCAUGCGGACGUCCACAACCGGAGUGAAGUCGGAUUGGCCGGUGCAGGAGUCAGGGCCCUAGAGGACGCCCCAGAGGUGUUAGCUGUUCACGCUUCGGGGCAGGGCCUGAGCGACGUUCCGCCGACGCUCGAGUCCGACGGGAGCUUGACGCAGGCUGAUCUGACGGCGUUGGUCGUUCAGAGGGUGGUAAGGGAUCACAUGCUCGACGCCGAGGACGAGUUCAAGCUGCUUCAACACACGCCCAUCGCUCUGUCGAAGCUGAAGGAUUACUGCGAGAACGACAAGGUCUCGGAAGCGUUGGAGGUCAUGCAGGAGAAGCACUGGAUUCAGCCUGACCCCACCAUGUACAUCGCUGCCAACGACGCGAGCGUCGUCGUCGACGUUGUCGAGACUCGGUGGGACGCGGAGAUCCGGAUACCGUGCGCAACUGGGUUCGGAGUGGUGCUGCCCCAUCCUGAUCACGCCAAUGCUGCCACGUUCAGGGAGUGGCGAGUGAACAUGCGAGUGAAGGACACGUCGUACCCGUUCAAGGGCUCUCGCGACAGCUUCCCUUUCGAUCCUACCGGGCGCCUGGUGUACUUUGGGAAGACCGGCGGGAACGCAGACAUUUACAUCGGAUGGAUUCCCAACGCCAUUCUCGACGAGAACCACAAGUGGCCCGAACACGGCAAGAAUCCCACCUCUCCGUCGAAAAAGCUCGCUCUGGCUACGCAAGCGAUGAUCACCCACUUUCUUCACAAAAGCAAGUAUCGCACCAUCAAUUGCUCGACUACUUAUCCGCCCCUGGACCACGCUAAAUUCAAGGCGGCGAGCAAUCUGUUGACGGUAUCCGCCAACACACUCUCGAUGACUCAAGAAGAGUUGGCCAGCUUCAGUCGCAGCAUGCGCGAUGGAUACCAGGCGUGGUACAACAACGCUCCUAAGGAAUACAAGGAAAUCCCGCAGAUGGUAAACUCCUUUCCCGGGGCAAUCUACAUUGAAUUCGGCCAAGACUACCCUCUGGAAGUCAACCUAGGAGCCCACCCAGAACGGCAGUGGUUGCAGCACUACAACGUCGACGAGUUUUACUCCAUGGGCUUUGCUGUUACAUCCCAUCUUCGGGCCGGAUUGAUCGAAGAGCGCACUCCGAUCCCCACCGAGAACCUAGAGGGACGUCAGCUGUACACCACGCCGGACCCACGUACAAGGGAACCGAUAGACGACAUCGCCGAUUACCCACUGUUGGACGAGUACGACGACAACCGCGAGAUCAGAGUAUACAACGAACAAGGCUACAGAGUGAACCGUCACCACUUCCAAGUGCGGGAGAUCGCCCCUGCGCUGCUGGCGAACGUCAAGGCGUCCAAGAAACUGUUUGAAGCGCCCGCUCGUACUGUGUUCGAAAUGGAGGACGACCAGGAUUUGAUCAACGACACGCCAAUCAACUACAAGGCGACGUACAACGCUUACCCUCUCGGGUUCAUGCAUUCUUGGGGGCACUGGCAAUCCGACGGGUUCACGCUCGGGCUACACAAAAAGGUGGACGAGCUGACCAAGAAGGUGUCCGCAGGGGAUGCACCCGCUAUCGUGCCGGCGUACUCACAGGGGUACAACACGGCCAUUCACCGCGCCCGGGCCAGCGCAGAGACUCACAUGGCGCAGCGUGGUCUGAUGACGACAGUGAGCAGUGGGGCGUGGGCGACUUCACCGAAGGCGAAACAGUCGGCGCAAGAUCUGUUGGACCUCGUUACGACCCGGAGCCCAGGGGAGUGGUUGGACAGCCAGUUGGAGUCCGACGAAGAGACGUUGUGGCGACAAGAAAACAACUAUGUCAUCGUGUUCUUCCGCCUGAAGGGGACCAUCAACGACGGCGCGAAGCUGUUUCUGCGCAUCAUUCGCCCGCUGGCCAAGCUCGUCACUCACCCGACGGUGUUUGACCCUAUGGUGGACUGUCUCAUCGCGAUCAAGGACAACAACUGGCCGGCGUUGCUGAAGUGGACCACGUUCCCGACGCGGUGCUGGAUCAAGGCGGUGUACGAGACGCACAUCCACAAGCACCUCGUCUCGCAACCUCAGACGCUGCCUCACCCCGUCUGGGUGGAGGUCAUCGCGAUCCUAGAUCGUUUGUUCAACUACGCGUACACCGGCGCGGCCAGGGUGUUGUGCGGUGGUGCUAUGAAGGCACUAUUCGCGACGCCCGCCGUCACCAUGCUGGGGUUCCCGAUGCUACGGGAAGACAUCGUGUGGAUCGUUCGGGGAAAACCGCGAAUUGACGCGAAGCAGUGGCCGGUGGACCAUCAAUUUAAACGGCCGCACACUGUUUCUGAAAAGGCGAUUCAGUACGCUUAUGGCGCGGAAACUGCUGCGUCAUACAUGAUACAUUUCCGUUUGCUUCUGUCCACCGAGCACACGCACUGGCUCUCGAACGACAUCCCUGGAGUGGCCGACUUUCCUCGCGUUGCCUUUAUCGCAGAGCUCAUUUACGAGGCCUUGGUCUCUGACUACGUCGAGUUCGUCAACACCGAGGUCAGCAAGGACAUCAACAAGAUUCUUAAAGACCCCAGUCAUCGCGAUCACAACUCCGUAAAGGACAGGCGUUAG